This is a messenger RNA of Clonostachys solani, 402 nucleotides long. NCBI's taxonomy places the organism in Eukaryota, Fungi, Ascomycota, Sordariomycetes, Hypocreales, Bionectriaceae. The record is from the annotation of a GenBank genome assembly.
AUGGCCACCCUCCCGGUAUCGCCGCGCUUUUCUAAGGGCACAGAUGAGACGACUGCGGUGUCAAGCCUCCAGUCGCUUCUGUCCUCCGAGGGCGGCCGUUGGACGCUUACCUCAGAAGGCGAAGCCCUGGAGCGGAGCUUCAAGUUCAAAACCUUUGCCAAGACUUGGGACUUCAUGACUGCCGUGUCUCUGCAGUGCAAGGUAUAUAACACCACGUUUAUUCGAUGGACUACACACAACCCCAAAGGCCUCUCCACAAAGGACUUUGAGCUGGCCUCUCUGUGUGACUCUAUCGCCAAAGACUUUGGAGAAGUGGAACCAGAGCCUGUGACAUGCGAGAUCAGGAAUCUCGUAGAUAGUGCUACGGUGUCUGCAGGCGAUUGCUGCACGCCCAAGAAAUAA